AAGCAGACCCCUCUAUAUAUUCCAGAAGUGAAUACAACACCAGCGAUUAUAUAUAUUCUUGGCAGCCAUGGGAGCCGGAGAGAGCAUUCCAGGGCCGCGCCGAUCGGACAUAUACAGUGCGAGAGGCGCCGUUGAAGUGGCGCUGAAGAGGGUAGAUCUGAACUCUCUAAAUGGGUUUGGCUUCAGCAAAGAUAAGAGGAUGGAGCUUGCGAUGGAGCUGACGUGGAUGAAAACCUUCCUCAUCACCAGCGAAAAAACGGGCCACGGCCGGAAGGUUGCCGACGUCUGGUGUCCGGCCAUCGAACUCCUCGCCGGAAACUGUGAUGAUAGCUUUCUGAAAACCACCCAACGCUUAGAUGCUGCGUGCAAAAAACUUGCCAGCCUUAGACAGAAAAUACAGCCUUUUGUUGUUCCCACCUGUCCGUGUGAUCAUCCUCCUCCCCCCUCAAAGCCUGUUAUUGUUAAAAGCUGUCACUGUCACUGUGAUCAUCCUUCCCGCUCAAAGCGCUAAUCGUAGUCCCCAGUUUUUUGAUUUUACACAGGCGUUUAAUCAGGGACGA
Cuscuta epithymum is the source of this 560-nucleotide messenger RNA. NCBI's taxonomy places the organism in Eukaryota, Viridiplantae, Streptophyta, Magnoliopsida, Solanales, Convolvulaceae. The record is from the annotation of a GenBank genome assembly.